AUGAGACUCCUCGACAUCAGCACGGCGCUCGCGCUCCUCUUCUCCCUCACCGCCGUCGCCGAAGACACCAAAGCCAAGCCUCAUAAGUCAUGUACCGUUCGAUCACCCACAAGCGACCGAUACUUCGAUCUCAACCCAAUAGUUGCGCGGCUGCCAGUCGAAGGCAAGAAGCCACACAAGCAUGAUAUCACAGAGGGUUGGCACGCCAGGGGCUACGAUUAUCCCAUGAACUUCACCCUCAAUUUCUGCGAGCCGGUGGUUGAAAAGCUGAAGGAUGUAGUAGGCGUGGACAAGGCGCUGUGGGCGAACGUCAGCGCAUAUUACACGUUACACGGGGACGUAUACUCCAUCGGACAGCAAAACGGCGAACCAGUCUUCCGCGGCAGGAAGCUCGUAUUGAACUACACAGACGGCUCGCCCUGCGACUCAAGCGCCGACAAACGGUCCAAGUCAUUACACGAGGCUGAAGACCUCGACGCCGAGAAGGACGACGACAAAGACGAGGAUGAUCACAAGAAGGAGCCUAAGAAAGGAGACAAGCGCAGGAAGUCUACAAUCAUCUCACUGCUAUGCGAACGCGAUCCGCUAGCGUCGACGACGGUAGCAUUUGUAGCCGCAAGUCCGGAUGAGUGCACAUACUUCUUUGAAGCUCGGUCGUUCGCUGCCUGCGGUGGGAUUGAGAAGGAAACGCAGCAAGUCGGUCCGUCAGGCGUCUUUGGCAUCAUCGCGCUCAUUGCGGUUCUGGCGUACUUCCUCGGAGGCUACUUCUAUCAGCGGAACGUAAUGCACCAGCGAGGAUGGCGGCAGUUGCCCAACUAUUCCUUCUGGGCAGGCAUUGGAGGUUUCUUCAGGGAUACGUUCAUAAUCCUUACAUCUUCGUGCGCAAACCUGCUGCCUAGUCGGCGCGGUUACAGUCGUGUCUCCCUGAACGGCGACAAUAGCCGGGGGCGAGGGCGACAAGCAGAGGAUGAAAACCGUCUAAUAGACCAGCUCGAUGAGGAGUGGGACGACUAA
Messenger RNA from Coniosporium apollinis CBS 100218, 1014 nucleotides. RefSeq lists its product as uncharacterized. Lineage: Eukaryota; Fungi; Ascomycota; Dothideomycetes. The record is from RefSeq and is a predicted model, not a curated record. Bases 1 to 1014 code for a protein of 337 amino acids. Gene Ontology annotation, biological process: vacuolar transport. The transcript is spliced from 4 exons.